Molecule: messenger RNA, 1377 nt
Organism: Schistocerca gregaria
Lineage: Eukaryota; Metazoa; Arthropoda; Insecta; Orthoptera; Acrididae
Exons: 1
Coding region: 1-1377 (458 amino acids)
Source: RefSeq, a predicted model, not a curated record
AUGCGUCAGGGGCCUGCCACCGCUAGUCGCCCAUCGCCAACCGGCCGCCGUCGCCGACGCGUCAGGGGCCUGCCGCCGCGAGCCGCCUAUCGCCAACCGCCGCAGUCGCCGACGUGUCAGGGGCCUGCCGCCGCGAGUCGCCCAUCGCCAACCACCGCAGUUGCCGACUCGUCAGGGGCCUGCCGCCGCGAGCCGCCCAUCGCCAACCGCCGCAGUCGCCGACGCGUUAGGGGCCUGCCACCGCUAGUCGCCCAUCGCCAACCGGCCGCUGUCGCCGACGCGUCAGGGGCCUGCCGCCCCGAGCUGCCCAUCGCCAACCACCGCUGUCGCCGACCCGUCAGGGGCCUGCCGCCGCGAGCCGCCCAUCGCCAACCACCGCAGUUGCCGACGCGUCAGGGGCCUGCCGCCGCGAGCCGCCCAUCGCCAACCGCCGCUGUCGCCGACGCGUCAGGGGCCUGCCACCGCGAAGCCGCCCAUCGCCAACCGCCGCAGUCGCCGACGCGUCAGGGGCUUGCCGCCACGAGCCGCCCAUCGCCAACCCCCGCUGUCGCCGACCCGUCAGGGGCCUGCCGCCGCGAGCCGCCCAUCGCCAACCGCCGGUGUCGCCGACGCGUCACGGGCCUGCCGCCGCGAGCAACCCAUCGCCAACCGCCGCAGUCGCCGAUGCGUCAGGGGCCUGCCACCGCUAGUCGCCCAUCGCCAACCGGCCGCCGUCGCCGACGCGUCAGGGGCCUGCCGCCGCGAGCCGCCUAUCGCCAACCGCCGCAGUCGCCGACGUGUCAGGGGCCUGCCGCCGCGAGUCGCCCAUCGCCAACCACCGCAGUUGCCGACGCGUCAGGGGCCUGCCGCCGCGAGCCGCCCAUCGCCAACCGCCGCAGUCGCCGACGCGUCAGGGGCCUGCCACCGCUAGUCGCCCAUCGCCAACCGGCCGCUGUCGCCGACGCGUCAGGGGCCUGCCGCCCCGAGCCGCCCUUCGCCAACCACCGCUGUCGCCGACCUGUCAGGGGCCUGCCGCCGCGAGCCGCCCAUCGCCAACCACCGCAGUUGCCGACGCGUCAGGGGCCUGCCGCCGCGAGCGGCCCAUCGCCAACCGCCGCUGUCGCCGACGCGUCAGGGGCCUGCUGCCGCGAGCCGCCCAUCGCCAACCGCCGCUGUCGCCGACGCGUCAGGGGUCUGCCGCAAUCGCGAACCGCCUCCAAUGCGUUUGCCACCGCCCUAGGUUCCGGACGUCGACGUCGUUCGCCCCCACCCGCCAGCCACCGCCCGCUGCCACCACUGCACCACGCCGUCGCCGCCGCCAACGCGUCGCGCCGCUUCAACCACCAUCGUCGCCAUGCUAUUAACAUUAACUUCGUCGAUCGUCCGCCAUUGGAAUAG